This is a messenger RNA of Loa loa (African eye worm), 306 nucleotides long. RefSeq lists its product as hypothetical. The record is from RefSeq and is a predicted model, not a curated record. The transcript has 3 exons. NCBI's taxonomy places the organism in Eukaryota, Metazoa, Nematoda, Chromadorea, Rhabditida, Onchocercidae. The coding region runs from base 1 to 306 and encodes 101 amino acids.
AUGACCAAAGAGCGGGAAGAUAAACGAGAGAGCGGGAAGGUGGACGAGGAAGCUGGGAAGAAAAGAAGUUGUGAAAUCAUGAGAACGUUAUCAAUGAUAAGAAAGUGGUUGAGAAAUGGACGAGGGAGGGCAAAAAGGGUUAUAAAUCGGAGUGGACAAAGAGUAAUUCCAUAUAAAGCGGAGGAGAAGAAGGAGGAGGUAAAAAGAAGAGCAAGAAGGUUACGAAAAGGGUACCGAUAUUAUUGUUAUUAUUAUUUCUUGCAGUCAUCAUCAUCAUCAUCAUCAUCAUCAUUAUCAUCACCAUAA